GGGAUGUACCAGCCCUGCGAGAACAUCGACUGCUCCUCCAAACGCUGCCAGAUCCUGCAGGCCUUCGAUGCAUUCAUCUACAUCUUCUUUGCGCUGGAGAUGGUGGUGAAGAUGGUGGCUCUGGGGAUCUUCGGCCAGCGCUGUUAUCUGGGAGACACCUGGAACAGACUGGACUUCUUCAUCGUGAUGGCCGGGGUGGUGGAGUAUUCUCUGGACCUGCAGAACAUCAACCUGACGGCCAUCCGGACGGUGAGAGUCCUGCGGCCGCUCAAAGCCAUCAACAGAGUCCCCAGCAUGAGGAUCCUGGUGAAUCUGCUGCUGGACACGCUGCCGAUGUUGGGGAACGUGCUGCUGCUGUGCUUCUUCGUCUUCUUCGUCUUCGGCAUCAUCGGUGUGCAGCUCUGGGCUGGACUUCUGCGCAACCGCUGCUAUCCGGAGGAGAACUUCACCCUCUCAACAGGUGUGGCACUCCCUGCUCCAUACUACUCUCCCAGUGAGGAGGACGAGAGGCCCUUCAUCUGCUCUCUGCCACAGGAUAAUGGCAUCAUGUCGUGCAGUGACGUGCCGGCACGGCGUGUGGCGGGACAUCAGUGCUGUCUGGAAGUAGAUGAUCUCCUGCACCAUCAGGCACUGGGCCUCGUGACCGAGCCUUUCCUCAAUGCCAGCGCCAUCGCCCCCGGACUCUGUGUCAACUGGAAUCGAUACUACACACGCUGCCACACCGGACACAGAAACCCACACAAAGGAGCCAUCAACUUUGACAACAUCGGAUACGCCUGGAUCGUUAUAUUUCAGGUUAUUACUCUGGAGGGCUGGGUGGAAAUCAUGUAUUACGUCAUGGAUGCUCACUCAUUCUACAACUUCAUCUACUUUAUUCUGCUGAUUAUAGUCGGCUCGUUCUUCAUGAUAAACCUGUGUUUGGUCGUCAUAGCGACACAGUUUUCAGAGACCAAACAGCGUGAGCAUCAGCUGAUGCAGGAGCAGCGAGCCACCUGUCUGUCCUCUAGCACGCUGGCCUCGCUGGUCGAACCCAGCGACUGCUACGAAGAGAUCUUCCAGCUCGUCUGCCAUGUCCUCCACAAGGCUCGCAGACGCACUGCUGCCUUUUUCAGGAUGCUCUGCCGCAAACCACCGGAGCAGAUGCAUAUGAAAACAAACAUCAACGGAGGAGAAAAGCGCUUCCAACAACAUGAUGGAGCCACACCUUCCGCCUCAGCAGCCAAUCAGGAGACAGAGGAGGAGGCAGCCGAGGAGAAAGACAGGUGCAUGAGGGCAGAGGGGGCGUGUCGGAGGCGGAGCAGAGAGCUGUGGAUGGAGAUGAGGGUCAAACUGCAGGGCAUCGUGGAGAGUAAAUACUUCAACAGAGGAAUCAUGGUGGCCAUCCUCAUCAACACCAUCAGCAUGGGCAUAGAGCAUCAUCAGCAGCCGGAGGAGCUCACUAAUGUUCUGGAGAUCUGUAACAUCGUCUUCACCAGUAUGUUUGCUCUGGAAAUGAUUCUCAAGCUCACAGCAUUCGGCUUCUUUAAUUACCUGCGCAAUCCGUACAACAUCUUUGAUGGGAUCAUUGUGAUCAUCAGCGUGUGUGAGAUCGUGGGUCAGUCUGACGGCGGUCUCUCGGUGCUCCGCACCUUCCGCUUGCUGCGGGUCCUGAAGCUGGUUCGGUUCAUGCCGGCGCUGCGCAGACAGCUGGUGGUUCUGAUGAAGACCAUGGACAAUGUGGCCACAUUCUGCAUGCUGCUGAUGCUCUUCAUCUUCAUCUUCAGUAUUUUGGGAAUGCAUAUAUUCGGCUGCAAGUUCAGUCUGAAGACAGACACUGGAGACACGGUCCCGGACAGAAAGAACUUUGACUCUCUGCUGUGGGCGAUCGUCACUGUGUUUCAGGGUGAUGCCAAUCGCUCGUACUCUGAUGAUGAUGAUGAUGAAGGAUCUUCCUCUAAUGGAAGUGAACAGCACAAAAACUCGCUCACGUUCUCCGAUCCCAAGCUGUCGUCUCUCACUCCUAAUGGGCAUCUGGAUCUGGCGCCGCUGGCGGAGGAGAAGACCAGGACUGACUUCUCCGAGGAAAACCACCGGAGCAGAACCAUCUGCCUGGGCAGGAGAUCCUCGUCUCUGCGCCACAGCCGCAGUUCCCAUUACCACCACUGGGGGCGUCCUCCCCCUCAGCCGUCCUGGAGCCGGCGGUGUAGCUGGAACAGCGUGGGUCGCUCCGCCCGUGGCCUGAGGGCCGGAGGGGUCAUCGGGGGGAGCUUACGGGUCCGCAGCGUUCACUCGAACCCCGCCGAACACGAGUCUCUCCUGCCCCACCCGCCAUUCCUGUCGCGCCGACACCGCCGCGCUCUAUCACUCGAGCUGCCUGAGCUCCUGCAGUGCCCCCCGCUGGUCCGGAAGAAGAGCGUGUCUGCCGAACACCAGGACUGCAAUGGGAAGGGCCCGGGCCCUCAGGGGACGCUGCUGGGAGAGGUUUAUCCACAGCUCAACGCACGCAAAGACAAGCACGACCUGGAGGAAGACACAGAAUAUAGCCUCUGCUUCCGUAUCCAGAAGAUGAUGGAGGUCUAUCGUCCGGACUGGUGUGAGAAGAGAGAGGAUUGGUCCAUUUACUUAUUCUCCCCUCAGAACAAGUUUCGUCUGCUGUGUCAGACGAUCAUCGCUCAUAAGCUCUUUGACUAUGUGGUUCUGGCUUUCAUCUUCCUCAGCUGCAUCACAGUGGCUCUGGAGAGACCCAGAAUCCAUCAGGGCAGUCUGGAGCGAGUCUUCCUCACCAUCUCCAACUACGUUUUCACUGCCAUCUUUGUGGCCGAGAUGACCGUCAAGGCUCUGAUGUCACUGUUUGUGUUGGCGUCUAAAGAUGGUUGGGUAAAUAUCAUGUACCACGGGCUGGACGCUGUCGGGAUUGACCAGCAGCCCGUCAUCAAUAACAACCCCUGGAUGCUGCUGUACUUCAUCUCCUUCCUGCUGAUCGUCAGUUUCUUCGUCUUGAACAUGUUUGUUGGUGUGGUGGUGGAGAACUUCCACAAGUGCCGGCAGCAUCAGGAGGUGGAGGAGGCGCGGCGGAGGGAGGAGAAGCGGCUGAAGCGCAUGGAGAAGAGGAGGCGCAAGGCCCAGCGGCUGCCGUAUUACUCCUCGUACGGUCGCGUUCGGCGGAUGAUUCACUCGUUCUGCACCAGUCAUUAUCUGGACCUCUUCAUCACCCUCAUCAUCUGCAUCAAUGUGGUCACCAUGAGCCUGGAGCACUACAACCAACCACAGUCGUUGGAGACGGCGCUGAAAUACUGCAACUACUUCUUCAGCUCCACGUUUGUGGUGGAGACCAUGCUGAAGCUCGUCGCGUUCGGCUUCAGACGCUUCUUGAAAGACAGAUGGAAUCAGCUGGAUCUGGCCAUCGUGCUGCUGUCUGUGAUGGGAAUCACUCUGGAGGAGAUUGAAAUAAGCGCUUCGCUCCCGAUCAAUCCCACCAUCAUCCGCAUCAUGAGGGUCCUGCGCAUCGCCCGCGUUCUGAAGUUGUUGAAGAUGGCCACAGGAAUGAGAGCGCUGCUCGAUACCGUGGUGCAGGCGUUACCACAGGUGGGGAAUCUGGGUUUGCUCUUUGUUCUGCUGUUCUUCAUCUAUGCUGCGCUCGGUGUCGAGUUGUUUGGAGAACUGGUGUGUAAUGUUGAAUACCCGUGUGAAGGCAUGAGUCGUCACGCCACGUUUGAAAACUUCGGCAUGGCGUUCCUCACUCUCUUCCAGGUGUCUACAGGAGAUAACUGGAACGGCAUCAUGAAGGACACGCUGCGCGAGUGUCCGCCGGGCGACAGCUACUCGUGUAACUCCAGCCUGCAGAUCAUCUCGCCCAUGUACUUCGUCAGCUUCGUUCUGACGGCUCAGUUCGUCCUGAUUAACGUGGUGGUGGCCGUGCUGAUGAAGCACCUGGACGACUCCAAUAAAGAGGCGCAAGAGGACGCGGAGAUGGACGCGGAGAUCGAGAUGGAGCUGGCGCAGGGUGGCCUGUGCUGUCUGGGGCAUCCGGAGCGCUCGACCGGGGCCGAUGCGGGCGAGAGGCCAUCGAUUCACACCAACACUAACACCAGCCAGAGCGGAUUCACACAGAACCAGAGGAGACUCUACUCAUCGGCACAGGAGAACCAGUGGCUGGAGAGCGUCUCUCUGCUGAUGAAGGACUCGCUGGAUGGAGAAAUGCAGAUGAUUGAUAAUCUAUCAGGAUCGGUGUUCCACCAUUACUGCUCUCCAGCAAUCAGACGAGUCGGCAGGAGCCAAUCAGGAGAGAUCCGGCUGGCUGAGGUCGAGCAAACGUCUCUGAUGUCGGAGCAGCUGUCAGAUAAAUCCUCCUCACCGGCGCUACCUGAUGACAUCAGCCUGGACGAGCACAGCGACCGUAAGGAGCACGGCAGCGCUGACCUGAGCACAGGCGAGCUCGUGUGCAGAAGCGUUCUUCCUCAGAGCGAGGCAUGCAGCCCAGGGCGAGACAGACGGGAAGAGCGGCGUGAGAUGGGGCACCGCGGAGAUGGCUGUGGAGGAGACGGCCAGAUGUCUUCACCUCUCUUUCAUCUCCCGGCUGAGUUCUUCCACCCCACCACCGCUGCGGUUCCCCAGGGCAGCCCAGCCAUCGGAGCGGCCCAGCCGGGCUCCAGA
Sinocyclocheilus anshuiensis is the source of this 4632-nucleotide messenger RNA. RefSeq names its product voltage-dependent T-type calcium channel subunit alpha-1I-like. The record is from RefSeq and is a predicted model, not a curated record. Gene Ontology annotation, molecular function: voltage-gated sodium channel activity; low voltage-gated calcium channel activity. Gene Ontology annotation, cellular component: voltage-gated calcium channel complex; voltage-gated sodium channel complex; plasma membrane. The transcript is spliced from 31 exons. Lineage: Eukaryota; Metazoa; Chordata; Actinopteri; Cypriniformes; Cyprinidae. The annotation marks the transcript as partial. Gene Ontology annotation, biological process: positive regulation of calcium ion-dependent exocytosis; membrane depolarization during action potential; calcium ion import.